Brassica napus (rape) is the source of this 1706-nucleotide messenger RNA. RefSeq names its product phosphatidylcholine:diacylglycerol cholinephosphotransferase 1-like. The record is from RefSeq and is a predicted model, not a curated record. Bases 117 to 824 code for a protein of 235 amino acids. The transcript is spliced from 3 exons. Gene Ontology annotation, molecular function: diacylglycerol cholinephosphotransferase activity. Lineage: Eukaryota; Viridiplantae; Streptophyta; Magnoliopsida; Brassicales; Brassicaceae.
GUGUAAUAAAGUUGUACGUUAUUAUGUUCUAGAAAAAAUAUAAGAAAUCUUCUCUCUCUCUCUCUCUCUCUCUCUCUAAACUCUUCAGACCCAAAAAAAAGACAAGGAAUAAUAAAAUGUCUCAAAUGGACAUUUCUACGAGAACUGAGGAAGGAGGAUGGAGAAGCAAGCCUUCGUUUAUGACGUGGAGAGCGCGCGACGUUGUCUACGUGAUGAGACACCAUUGGAUACCGUGUCUGUUCGCGGCCGGAUUCUUGUUCGUCGUAAGCGUGGAGUCCUCGAUCAAGAUGGUUUCCGAGAGUUCUCCACCGUUCGAUAUUGGGUUUGUGGCCACGGAGUCUCUGCAUCAUAUCUUGGCUUCUUCACCGGAUCUGAACACCGGUUUGGCCGCUCUAAACUCGGUGUUAGGAGUGAUGCAAGUAUCGUAUAUUGCAUGGACAUGGUUAAUAGAAGGACGGCCACGAGCCACCAUCACGGCUUUAUUCCUCUUCACUUGUCGCGGUGUUCUCGGUUACUGUACGCAGCUUCCUCUUUCAAAGGAGUAUCUAGGAUCAGCAAUCGAUUUCCCGCUAGGAAACCUCUCGUUCUUCUAUUUUUUCUCGGGUCACGUGGCAGGCGCGACUAUCGCAUCUUUGGACAUGAGGAGGAUGCAGAGGUUGAGACUUGCGAUGAUUUUUGACAUCCUCAAUGUAUUACAGUCGAUCAGGCUGCUUGCGACGAGAGGACACUACACGAUCGAUCUCGCAGGUGGAGUUGCCGCCGCGAUUCUCUUUGACUCAUUGGCCGGCAAGUACGAAGCUAAUACAAGAAAGAGGCAAUUGUAGGAACAGGUUUCAGCUUGAUUACCAAAAAACUUCAAAGAUUUCAUUAAUUCAACAUGUUUAGUUGCUGUUGAAUUAAGUCUACUGUGGUUUGGCAAUUAUUCUCCCCAUGAGCCAGUGGCUUGGACUUCUUCGACCCUAGUGUUCAUGGUCAGACUGUAUAUGUUGUUUAUUUCUCAUUUUUUCAUUCGACUCCGCAAUUUGUGAUAUGGGUUUGGUUAACACUAGUUGGUUCAGUUGUUUUCAAUUGGUUUUACUCUGAAAGUUAUAAACGUUUUGUAAUACCAGAUUUUACCCAACAACGCUCUUAUUAACAUCCCAGUUCAAUGUUGACCGGAUCAUAGAAACGGAUAAGAAAAAAAUGAGUAAGAUAAAAUUUUAAAAAUGACGAGGAAUGAUGAUUUUUUAUCAAAAUUAAUAAGGAAUAAAUUUGUUUUAUAAUUCUUUACAAACAACAAAAGAAUGAAGAUGAAUGAAUAAAAAAAUUUAUUCUUCGUGAAUGAUAAAAAAUUUAAGGAAUGCUAAAGAAUAUAGUGUUCCUCAUCAUUCUCUUGGUGGGGUGGGGUGGCCAGAGAGACCGCUUGGUUCACGGUUGCUCACGGUGGGUUUUGUGUGUAUUAGCAGUAAUUGUUAUUUUUCCUCAGUUAAAACGAAGCAACGUGAUAGAGAGACGAGGCCGUGAAUCGUUGUUUUUCAUUGAUUCUUUAAGCGACAGUUUUCGUAAGGUCGGAUUAAUUGUUCAAAACGUACAUAUUCAUUAAUAAUUAUUCUAUUGCGUUGAGUUAUGGAUUAAAUUUUUAAACAUCGCUGGUAUGGAACUAUGGAUUUUUAGUUUGAUAAAGUAAACACAACUAUAUAUAUCUUUGAACUGGUAACAAGUAUAUA